UUGCCUUCAUAACAGCCACUAAGCAACCCACCAAACCUGCAAGUCAAGCAAGACUGAGUGCAAGUCAUCCUGACUAAAUCAUUUUUUUUAAUAGUUGCGGGGAGUGUAUUAUUGUCUGCUAUAUUAGAUUGCAGUUGCAGCAGUAGUCAGUGAAAGAGUGAAAGCACCUGCUUACGGGCACAUCUUUCAUCGCAUCAAACACUGUGUAGCAACUUGUGAGCUAGCUGCCGAAAACCACAUGGAUCCCCAAAACACCGACACGAACACUGAGGCGAAGAUGUUGUUGAACCACGCCAAGACGCUCAGGCUCCACACCGGGAAUUUAGUCAACCGGAGUCGCCUGAAAAAGAAAUGUCCAGGCUCUCCCAGCGAGGAGCUUCAAGACUGCAUUCAAGCCACACUGAGUGACUGGUUUUCCAUGACAAAGGCGCCGCCCAAGGACUUUCCAGAUACACUGGACUGCUCCAUUCCCCAGGAAACAGAUGCUAUCACACCCGAGGAGAGGGAGGAGGUGAAGGUUUCAGUCAAGCUCUUCCUGUGUGAGUCGGUUCAGUCCUCAAUCAGAGAUGCAGUGGAAAUGGCCUGCCAGACACUGACAGUGUCCCAGCUCGACUCUGUUAUAAUAGCGCCACCUGGGCUCCUGGAGGGUGACAGCCAAACUUUGGCUCACCUUCAGCCAGCCUGGGAGGAGCUGGAGACCCUGGUCAGGAGCCAGCGGAUUGCCGCCAUUGGCACCUCUGACCUGGACAAAGAUCUGCUGGAACAGCUCUACAACUGGGCUCAGGUGAAGCCCAGCAGUAAUCAGGUGAACCUGGCCUCCUGCUGUGUGAUGCCUCCUGACCUGACAGCCUUCGCUAAGGAGUUUGACAUCCAGCUGCUCACACACAACGAUCCCAAAGAGCUGAUGUCAGCAGCCACCUUCCAGGAGGCAAUGCAGGAGGGAACACAGGACCUAAAAAUGGCUGACUGGAGGCUGGAGUGGGUCCUGCGCUACUCCAUUAUUGUCAAGAGCAGGGGCAUCAUCAAGUCUAAGGGCUACCUUGUCAGCGCAAGGAAGGCGACCCCCUAGCACACCUCAUUAGAGAAGAAGACACAGGGAUGAAGCCAUUUUCCUCCUUUUUCAUUCACCUACACACACAACAUGCAAAGUAACAGCUUUGAAUACUGGACGUUGCCAAUCAAAAUGAGUCUUGAAGUAAUUGUUUUAUCUUACAGAUAAGAGUUCACCCUCAUUGUGUAUAAUUUGUUUAGUUUAUCAAAUGCAAGUAUUCAUUGCCAUCAUCUCAGUGAGAUCAAAAGUAGGAAAUGAACAUGCAAGAUCAACCCCAGUGUCAGUUUUGAGAGAAAAGACUGUGAAAUAGAGAGUUUCACAGAUGGUGGCUCUCUCCAUGACCAGUAUGCUGACAGAUCAGCCAUUUAUCAACACAGUAGAGGCUGCUCUUAACUUGGAUCCAAUGUGAAGGUUCCUUAACCUUGCUCUGAUGUGAAGUGCCUCUCAUCUUUCACUCCUUCUAUCCUCAUACCUGCUUUGUCUCCACUGUGUUUGUGUGAAUCAAGCUUUAAAUAUGUAGGUCUGACUGAAAAGAUUGUGAUAGGUAAAGCAGAAGAAAACGGUAGAAAUCUCUUGUUUUUAAUACAUUAUUAUUCCAAACAUUUUGAAAGGUGAAAUGGAAAUCUAUCUACUAUGAAAAAAGUCUGAUAUUACUCAGUUUCGAUUUGUUGCUGCUGUAUAUAACGCCAUUUGCAUUCCACAAUUAAGAAAAAUUAUGCACUAAUUCAAACCCAACUACAUACAAGAUGUGUAUUUUAUGAUGCAGAUUGAAUUAGAUUUCGACUGGCAGAACUAUGUGAGUAUGUAUAACUCUAUUUUAUCAUGUUUUUUUCUAACCAUGAGCUCUUUUUAAUGAUGCAUUGAAAUGCCCCCCCCCCCAUGCUCAUGAGAUUAAUUUGAAAGUAGAGCAAUAUUUUGAGGUUGGCAUAAACACAAGGCUGAUGUCAUCUAUAUGUUGUUAUUAUAACACUGAAAACUCUGUGGCAAGGAAAUGAGAAAAAUAGUUAACUCUGAGGAAGCUGUUUUUAUUUAUGAAUCAUGCUUGUUUUUCCAUACAGGGUCCAGUAAAUCUCAUGUAGAAUUUUCUGUUCUACUGUAAACAUAUUUAAUGUUGUCAUAUAUCUGUAUAUCAUGAAUUGGCUUUAUUAAAAUGACAAAAUACACGUUUA
This is a messenger RNA of Seriola dumerili (greater amberjack), 2220 nucleotides long. It is a transcript of the gene gclm, whose product is annotated as glutamate-cysteine ligase modifier subunit. The coding region runs from base 239 to 1069 and encodes 276 amino acids. Gene Ontology annotation, molecular function: enzyme regulator activity; glutamate-cysteine ligase catalytic subunit binding. The transcript has 7 exons. Gene Ontology annotation, biological process: glutathione biosynthetic process. Gene Ontology annotation, cellular component: glutamate-cysteine ligase complex. The record is from RefSeq and is a predicted model, not a curated record. NCBI's taxonomy places the organism in Eukaryota, Metazoa, Chordata, Actinopteri, Carangiformes, Carangidae.